Molecule: messenger RNA, 502 nt
Organism: Cuscuta campestris
Lineage: Eukaryota; Viridiplantae; Streptophyta; Magnoliopsida; Solanales; Convolvulaceae
Source: the annotation of a GenBank genome assembly
CUUGGUUGUUGUCUGAAGAAUUGAAUUUAUCUUUUGAGAAAAAAUUGUCUCUUGGUGACUCCGCCUCUACUUCGUCUGUUGACAUUCAUAAUGCUCUCUACACCAACUCCGGACGAGGCAAUGGUCGGGGUCGUGGCCGUGGACCACAGCGAGGCCGAGGAGGGCCUUACCGCGGGCAGAGGCGGCCGGCAGCCGCAGUACCCCGACGACGCACGCGGCAGAGGAGGUGGCCGGGGGUCCAUCACGUGCCAACUCUGUGGGAAGCCUGGCCAUGCGGUCUGGAAUUGUUGGCACCGCUACGAUGAAUCAUAUGCUAGUCCUCCGCAGGCGUUUUAUGCAAAUCAAUCUGCUGAAUCUAGUUCGAACUGGCAUCUGGACACUGGCACAAACACCCAUGUUACGCCUGAUCUGUCUCGACUGCAUACUUUGACUCCGUACCAUGGCACCAAUUCCAUCACACCUGCAGGAGGUAACACCUAUCCCAUUGACCAUACAGGCUCAG